Messenger RNA from Selaginella moellendorffii, 3301 nucleotides. RefSeq names its product B3 domain-containing protein Os07g0563300. The record is from RefSeq and is a predicted model, not a curated record. Gene Ontology annotation, molecular function: zinc ion binding; DNA binding. Bases 506 to 3133 code for a protein of 875 amino acids. Lineage: Eukaryota; Viridiplantae; Streptophyta; Lycopodiopsida; Selaginellales; Selaginellaceae. The transcript has 13 exons.
UUUAUAUGUCGUCGUGCAUGCAUGCACGCACGCACUCACUCGACCCCAUUUCUUCGGCGUGAUCCAGUCGCCCCGCGAGUGAUUCGGCGCUGCGCUUGGCCGCGAUCGAGGCGCCAGGGUUUCGAUUAGAUAGGCAUUGCGGUUUUCCAGGGCCAGGGCGCCGCCAUUGCGCUGCGUGGUAGAUCAUACAACCCUGGGACUCGUUUGGUGCUAGGGCUCGAGUGAUCCAUCGCAGGGACGAGGUGCUGGCUAUGGCGUCGAGCGGCGGCGGCGGCGGCAUCGCGCAGCUUGCAAAGUGAGGAUCGCGACACUCUGUUUGGGUUUACGUGGACUUGGUCGUGACUAUGGACGAGAAACUAGUAUAGUACAGUACUAGGAAUGGGGCUCUCAUGAAGAACAGAACACACAGGGACAGGGAGAAUAGGAGAUAGAACGAAGAUGGGGGCCUCUUAGUUUUGGACAGAGGAGGGGCUGGGCAGUUUUCUCUGCGGUGGACGGUGCUGCAAUGGAGCCCACACGGCACAAAGCGUGCAUGAAUGUCAGAUGUGAGGCGAUCGAGAGCGCAGCAUGGAAGCGAGGAUGGCGGCUCCGCUCCGGCGACCGAGCUGAUUUAUGCACAGACUGUGGUUCGGCGUUUGAGCUGUCACGCUUUUGCGAAAAGUUUCAUGCGUAUGAUCCCGGGUGGAGAAGUUGCAUUGCGUGCGGAAAGGGUCUGCAUUGUGGAUGUAUAGCUUCCAUUCAUCUUUUUGUGCUUUUGGAUACGGGAGGCGUUUCCUGCCGAGGUUGUGUCGAUCUUAGAGAGUCUCGCAACGUGCAAGGCAUUUUGGGGGGAUUCUCCUACGAUAGUGACUUAGGAAAGGAGCAGGAAGAAAACCUUAUUCUCAAGCCAAAGUCUGAAGUAGAUUUCGAGCAGAAAAUGGCGGGGACCGGUAGCGAAGACGAAAAGGUUAGAGGUGUCGCAGAGGGAUUGUCGGCAAAACGGGAAGUGGAUACUUACAUGGAAGAGAUGGAAAAGCUAGCGGUUACAAGGGAAUCACCUGGAACUCAAACCGAGGUGGCGAGCCUGAAUACAUCUUUAGGCUUGGGGAUGGGGAUAAAAGUUGAUGACACAGCAGCUGGUAAUCUUUUCCAAACGGAAAGUCCAGCUUCAGGUGGCGAAACCAAGGAAAAUCCUUCGAAGUAUUCACCGAUUCCAUAUCGACCACGACAUCGGCAGGUUGGGAAGCAACCAGUUCCACCGCGUGUUCCGCUCUCAGGGGCUGCACCUGAACCAACUAACGACCCGAGAGUUGCACGUCCUCCUGCUGAUAGUAAAGGCAGGAACCAGCUUUUGCCUCGCUACUGGCCUCGGAUUACAGACCAGGAAAUUCAACAGUUCACUUCUGGAGACUCUAAAAUUACACCCCUGUUCGAGAAAGUACUCAGUGCCAGUGACGCUGGACGUAUUGGACGAUUGGUUCUUCCAAAAGCAUGUGCGGAGGCGUAUUUUCCCACGAUUUCACAAGCUGAAGGCCUUCCGCUAAGAAUUAAUGACAUCAAUGGGAGGGAGUGGCAAUUCCAGUUCCGUUUCUGGCCAAAUAACAACAGUCGCAUGUAUGUACUAGAAGGUGUUACACCAUGUAUACAGGCUAUGCAUCUCCAAGCCGGUGACACAGUCACUUUCAGCCGUCUAGAACCAGAAGGAAAACUUAUAAUGGGAUAUAGGAAGGCACAGCCUCUUCAGGAUUCUGGGGACGGUGAGUACCCCGGUGCUAAACAGACAGAUUACAAAUCAAAAGCCAAGGAAACUCAAUCAACUCUUUCAGCGGAUAAAAGAAGGGGUCGGCCUCUAGGAGCAAAGAGCAAGCGACUUCGUCUAGAUAGUGAAGACUCAUUGGAGUUGAAGACAAGCUGGGAAGAAGCUCAGGAGUUGUUAAGACCGCCUCCCGGGGUCACGCCCAGCUUCGUCACUAUCGACGGCCAUCAAUUUGAAGAGUACGAGGAGCCUCCUGUUCUUACGAAGAAAACGGUGACGAGGACCAAACCUUCGGGGGAGCAAGACCGCUGGGUGCAAUGCGAUGAUUGUGCAAAGUUUAGGCGGGUUCCUCUUGACAUAUUUAUACACACAAGAUGGACUUGUACCGACAACGUCUGGGACUUGAAAAGAGCAAACUGUAGUGCCGCGAAGGAGCUCAGCAACGAAGACAUGGACCAGCUCAUGGACAGUAUGUCAGGUAAACCAGGGAAAGCGGCCAGCUCGCCAUCGGGAUUGGAUGCCUUGGCAACUGCUGCGGCAUUUGGCGACGAGAAGGCAGCAUCUCCUCCGCCACCAGCUGCGACAACAAAGCAUCCCCGCCACCGUCCGGGUUGUACAUGCAUCGUCUGCAUCCAGCCUCCCAGCGGCAAGGGUCCCAAGCACAAGCCGACGUGCGUGUGCAACGUCUGCCUGACCGUGAAGCGGAGGUUCAAGACGCUGAUGAUGAGGCGGAAGAAGCGGCAGUCGGAGCGCGAGGCGGAGACGGCGCGGAAGAAGAAGGCGUGGGACAAGGACGACGGGGUGGCCGCGGCGGCGUCCCCGGCAGAAGCCAAGUGGCUCAAAGGCAACAACAACAACAACAACGUCACCACCACGCCGGAGAGGGGCCAGCAGCGCUACAACACGAGAGAGGCAUCGGCACCGCCAAAGGCGAGCCCGGCAUUGCCAGCGGAGAGCCCGAGCCCGAGUCCCAGCCCGAUCAACCCGAUCAACCCGUUUGUGACGGAGCGAGGUAAGACGUUUCCAUUCCCAGAGCUGCUGGGAGCGUUUGCGUCACCGCCAGUUCCAGGGGGAGGAGUAGGAGGAGGAGGUGGUGGUGCUACUGCUGUGGCGGAUGAGAACUUGGCGGGGAAAGGAGGGAUUGAUCUCAACAGCCAGCCGGAGCGGGACGAGGCGGCACAGCAGAGCAGGCUGAGUAUGAUGAGGCUGCUGCAGGACGCGAGCUUGCCGCUGGAUAUGUAUCUCAAGCAGCAAGGGAUGGCCAACCUUGCUCCAGGAUUUGGUGGUGGUGGAAAUGGUGGUGGGAGUGGUGGUGGUGGUGGUGGUGAGCAGGUGAGUGAUGCAAAGCAGCAAAUUCAGCAAGCAGCAGCAGAACCCUCCUCUGUGCAAGAUGGUUAAAAGAAAACAGCAGAGCAGGUUGGAGAGAUUAUUUAUCUGUGUUCAACAUGGUUGGGUGGUGGUUUUUUUUUAUCUUAUUUUUUUGAUACUGUAACAGGAAGCAAUAGAGGAAGAAAGACAUGUUUCUUUGUUUAAUAAUUGGUGAUCAAAGUUGAUAAUUGUGGCUUC